Phalaenopsis equestris is the source of this 2174-nucleotide messenger RNA. RefSeq names its product phosphoenolpyruvate carboxykinase (ATP)-like. The transcript has a single exon. The record is from RefSeq and is a predicted model, not a curated record. Gene Ontology annotation, cellular component: cytosol. Lineage: Eukaryota; Viridiplantae; Streptophyta; Magnoliopsida; Asparagales; Orchidaceae. Bases 261 to 2174 code for a protein of 637 amino acids. Gene Ontology annotation, biological process: gluconeogenesis. Gene Ontology annotation, molecular function: ATP binding; phosphoenolpyruvate carboxykinase (ATP) activity.
GCUGAUUGCCUGAUACGGUUACAUGGAACAUCUGGAAUUGCACCCAACGGAUGAGGAUAAGGAUCUAGCUCGUCACUAACAUCCGCACUCAGCUUCCUCCGCCAUCCUCCUUCGCAAUUCGGUGUAAUUCAUCUCCAAAUUAACACCCCAAAACACCUUCCAACCAUUGCCUCCAAACCCCCCCCAUCCCAUCGCCACCUUUAAAUACCAACCAAAACUCUUCCCCCUCCAUCCCUCCACAUUGAUCCCAUCCCUAUUCCAUGGCGACCAACAGCGAAGCCACCACCCUGCUUCCGGCCAUCAACACCCCAAACGGCAACCCGAUGCCGUCAAAAGACCAUCUUUGCCACGACGAUAGCACCCCUGUCGUCAAAGCUCAAACCAUCGACGAGCUCCACUCACUUCAAAAGAAGAGAUCCGUUCCAACCACACCAACCAGCCAUCACCCUGACGAAUUCCAAAAGCUCCAUCUCCAAUCCAUUAGCGCUUCCCUCGCUUCCCUAACCCGCGAGACAGGACCCAAACUCAAGUCCGUAAAGCAACAAAUCGACUACCUCAGCCCCACUGCAUCCCUCACCACCAGCGAUUGCUCCCUCAAAUUCACCCACAUACUCCACAAUCUCUCCCCGGCCGAGCUCUACGAACAUGCCAUUAAGCACGAGAAAGGCUCUUUCAUAACCUCCAGCGGCGCCAUCACCACCCUCUCCGGAGCAAAGACGGGCCGCUCGCCGAAAGACAAGAGAGUGGUGAAGGACGAAACCACCGCCGCCGAGCUCUGGUGGGGCAAUGGCUCCCCGAACAUCGAAAUGGACGAGCAUGCUUUCCUCGUCAAUCGCGAGAGAGCUCUCGACUAUCUUAAUUCAAUCGAAAACGUCUUCGUCAACGACCAAUUCCUCAAUUGGGACACCGAAAAUCGCAUCAAAGUCCGGAUCGUCUCCGCCCGCGCUUACCACUCGCUCUUCAUGCACAACAUGUGCAUCCGGCCGACACGAGAACAAAUCCUGGAUUUCGGCGCUCCGGAUUUCACCAUCUAUAACGCCGGCCAGUUCCCCUGCAACCGCUACACGAACUACAUGACUUCCUCCACCAGCGUAAACCUCAAUCUUUCCCGGCGAGAAAUGGUCAUCCUCGGCACACAAUACGCCGGCGAGAUGAAAAAAGGUCUUUUUAGCCUGAUGCACUAUCUGAUGCCUCAAAGGGGCAUCCUUUCCCUUCACUCCGGAUGCAACAUGGGAAGACAUGGCGACGUCGCCCUGUUCUUCGGCUUAUCCGGCACCGGCAAAACAACCCUCUCCACCGAUCCCGACCGCUUCCUCAUCGGAGACGACGAGCAUUGCUGGAGUGAAUCCGGCAUUUCCAACAUCGAAGGCGGUUGCUAUGCCAAAUGCCUCGAUCUUUCCCCCCAGAAAGAACCGGAUAUCUUCAACGCCAUUAAAUUCGGAACCGUGCUUGAAAACGUGGUUUUCGACGAGCACAGCCGUGAGGUCGAUUACGCCGAUAAAUCCGUCACGGAGAACACCCGCGCUUCCUACCCGAUCGACUUCAUCCCCAAUUCCAGAAUCCCCUGCAUCGGCCCCCACCCGAAGAACAUCAUCCUCCUCGCCUGCGACGCGUUCGGCGUCCUCCCUCCGGUCAGCAAACUGAAUCUCGCGCAAACCAUGUACCAUUUCAUCAGCGGCUACACCGCUCUGGUUGCCGGGACAGAGGACGGCAUCAAGGAGCCGCAAGCCACAUUCUCUGCUUGUUUCGGCGCGGCGUUCAUUAUGCUUCACCCGACCAAGUACGCGGCCAUGUUGGCGGACAAGAUGCGGAGAUACGGCGCUACGGGGUGGCUGGUCAAUACGGGGUGGUGCGGCGGUAGGUACGGGGUGGGAAGUCGGAUUAAGCUCGCGGACACUCGUCGGAUUAUCGAUGCGAUUCACGGGGGAAGGCUUCUGAAGGCGGAGUAUGGGAAGACGGAAGUGUUUGGGCUGGAGAUACCGGCGGCGGUGGAGGGAGUGCCGCCGGAGAUUCUGAAUCCAAUGAAUGCUUGGGAAGAUAAGGAGGCUUAUAGGGAGACGUUGGUGAAGCUGGCUGGUCUUUUUAAGAAGAACUUCGAGGUGUUUGAGGAUUGUUCUAUCAACGGAGAGUCGGAGCUGACCCGGGAGAUCUUUGCUGCGGGGCCCAUUGUUUAA